AUGAAUCUUGUUGAAAAACAAACGCUCGCAUUUAGUCUUUUCGAUCAAAAACAAAAAAUUGGACGAGAUAUAAGUAAAGAAUCAGCGUCAUUUCUUUGGCAACAGAUGCUAACUUAUGUUCUCAAACAAAUGCCGCAAGAUCAACAAUCGAAACAGGAAAUGCUUGAGAUGUGUCGCCAUUAUUAUCGACAUAACAAACAAGAGUUGAAGAAGAUCGAUGAAUUUCAAUCGACUUAUAAGAGUGACAAAGCCAUUCAAUGGUAUACAGAUGAAUGCUUUCUCUACAAGUUAUUAAACAAAGCACUUCGAACGGAAGAUAUUGAACUGCUCUACAUCUUUCGGUUUUUUAUUAUUGAUCUAUGUGCAGCACUCGAAAAGGAAAGACUUCUUCUGAAAGGCGAAACUAUUCUCACUUUAUAUCGUGGAACUCAAAUUUCAAAUGAAGAACUCGAAAAACUUAAACAAAAUGAAGGGAAAAUCAUUUCGACUAAUGGAUUCUUGUCAACUUCUCGCAAUAUCCAUGUUUCACUUCGAUUUGCCCGACAGAGUCUUCCCGCAGUUGAUUUUCAAGCAGUUCUAUUCGAAAUUAAAGCCGAUCCAUCGUUGAAUACGGUGGUUUUUGCCGAUAUCGAGGAUAAAACUCGAGUAAAAGGCGAAGAAGAAGUUCUUUUCAGUCUUAAUGCACUCUUUAAAAUUCGAUCUGCCGACUUUGAUUUGACACUCGAUAUCUGGAAAGUAGAAUUGACUGCGACCGAUGAAGGUUCACAUAAAAUUCAAGAAUAUCUCACAUUAGCAAAACAUGAACUAGACGAUUAUGCACCAACCAUCUAUUUUGGGCGUCUUCUUCUCUAUAGCUCCGGUUAUGUCGACCGAGCUGAGAAAUAUUUUCAGAUGUUACUUAAGACACUUCCAUUUGAUCACGAAGAUACUGCAGCUGUUUAUAAUCAGAUUGGAGCUGUGCAAGAUUUAAAAGAUGAACUUGACUUAGCAUUGGAGAACUACGAAUUAGCCUAUGAGAUUCGUCAAACACGGCUACCGUCCGAUCAUCCUCACAUCGCUGCUUCACUAAACAAUAUUGGAGGAAUUUACAAAGCGAAGGGAGACCCUGAUCGGGCUAUGGAUUAUUAUAACAAGGCACUGAAUAUUCAAAAAAAGAAUUAUCCUGGUGAUCAUGUACACAAAGCCAUGACCAUGGAAAAUAUUGGCCGAGUUUAUACCGAUAAAAAUGAUUUUGAUACUGCUCUUCUACAUUUACGUCGUGCUCUAGACAUGUACGAACGUGUUUUGCCUGCUCAGCAUCCAGAUAUUGCUCGAUGUCUUGGUAAUAUUGGAGUUGUUCACGAGAAGAAAGGUAACUUUGAUAGUGCGCUUGAUUAUUAUCAUCAACAACUAGAAAUGGAUGAACAAUGCUUACCGAUAGAUCAUCCUGAUCGCUGGAAACAUCUUGACUGGAUUGUUGAUACUUAUAAAAAAGUGGGUGAAAUUGAAAAGGCAUUGAAUCUCUGUCGAAAGCAGCUCAAUAUCCAGAAAAGUUCACUGCAUGAAACUCAUCCUUGUAUUGCUCGAACACUGCUCAGCAUGGCUGAUGUGCUUGAAGAUAAAGAUCCUAAUCAAGCACUCGAUCAUUAUGCCUUAGCCCUAUGUAUUCUGGAACAGUCAACAUCACCUGAUCAUCGAGCAAUAUCUCAGUGUCUCACAUCGAUGGCAUGCUUGUAUAGCAAUUUUGAUAUGUUAGAUAACGCAUUACAAUGUCAACUCAAAGCACUUGAUCUCAACCGUCAAAUAUUGCCUUCAAAUCAUGCGUCUAUUGCAAACAAUUUAAGAAAUAUUGGCUUAUUUUAUCAAGCUAUGAACCAGUCGUCAGAAGCUGUUCGCUAUUUAGAUGAAAGCCUGUCGAUUUAUCGAGCCAACUACGGACAAGACCAUGAAUAUGUUAAGAGAGGUGAAACAGACAUUGUAAACAUCAAAAUCAAAAACAAUACUAUAUCAACGAGUAUCGCGCGCACUUCAUCGACAUUGGAUGAAGACAUAGAAGAGCAUGCUCAUCAUGGUCUUAAAUCGACAUCACCAUCUAUUCAGUUGAACUCAACGCCAUUACUUGAUCGUACGAAAACCAUCAAAAAGAGAGGAAGAACUCAUCGGGAUAGUGUAUGUGUCAUACAAUAA
This is a messenger RNA of Rotaria sp. Silwood1, 2166 nucleotides long. The record is from the annotation of a GenBank genome assembly. NCBI's taxonomy places the organism in Eukaryota, Metazoa, Rotifera, Eurotatoria, Philodinida, Philodinidae.